CCACAAUGAAUGCCCUCGUGACAAGUACGCCGAUUAUUCAUCUUUUAAGAGUUUCCCUACCAGGUUCCCACACAAUUAACUACCGUUUAAAUUUAACAAUGAAAAUAAUGAAGCGUCGUUACAUCAAUAUUCAAGCGGAUGUGUCAGGAAACGUGUUAAUACCAUUGGAUAGUGGCGUCCUCAAAGAACGAAAUUGGCUCUCAGGAACAAUUAAAGGAUGA
Acaulospora morrowiae is the source of this 221-nucleotide messenger RNA. The record is from the annotation of a GenBank genome assembly. Lineage: Eukaryota; Fungi; Glomeromycota; Glomeromycetes; Diversisporales; Acaulosporaceae.